This is a messenger RNA of Trypanosoma theileri, 1527 nucleotides long. RefSeq names its product eukaryotic translation initiation factor 3 subunit 7-like protein. Gene Ontology annotation, biological process: translational initiation. Bases 1 to 1527 code for a protein of 508 amino acids. Gene Ontology annotation, cellular component: eukaryotic translation initiation factor 3 complex; cytoplasm. The record is from RefSeq and is a predicted model, not a curated record. Lineage: Eukaryota; Euglenozoa; Kinetoplastea; Trypanosomatida; Trypanosomatidae. The transcript has a single exon. Gene Ontology annotation, molecular function: translation initiation factor activity.
AUGGGCUUCGAUCUGCCGGAGAUUUACGUGAACGCGCCCUUCUCGUGGGGCCCGCCGGCGCGGGAGAUGACCGUCGACGGGGUGCCGGUGCGGCUCUACCAGAAGACCGACCCCCUCCCCCCAAGCGACUGGCUGGAGGUCAUGGCUGCCCGCGAGGAACGCGCCCGGGAGGCCCGCCAGUUCACUGUCGUCAAGGACGAAAACCGAGUGAAGGCUCUGCGCAACGUACACGCGAAGGAACGUCGCAACUUUGGACCCGAACGGCGAUUCACCAAGCGACCACAAAACCCACGCAACAACUUUACCAAGAAAACAAAGCGCAAUCUUACGCUGCUUCCCGACACUAUACGAGUACCAACAGAUGUGCGUAUCCUCGCAGAGUUUACGCAAGCUGAGUUGGCAAAGAUGCAGAAUCUGCAAGAUGUUCCAACCGUUGCAGAUAUCUCUAUUCAUAAUCGUCCACCUAUUUAUAAUAACAAUAUGGAUACUGCAAGUUGUAAAGCUUCAAUUCGACUUGAUGAGGAAAGUGCAGCUCGACAAGAAUUUGUUCGUUCAAAUACCCUCGAGGAUACGGUAUUCCGUGAUAUUCUCAAGAAGGAGACACAUGGUACCCAUCCUAUUAUUGUAACAACAGAUGAGGUUCUCGCUCUUAUAAUGACAUGCAGCCGUAGUGUUCACCCAUGGCAUGUUGAAUUCUUCCGUUAUGGCCGUAUAGUUUUUAUCACAAAAGCGGAGAAUAGUAAUAUUGAAAUGCAGUGGGUGGGUGAGACAGCAGAUUCUUCACGUCGUCCUACUGAGAAUGACCCAAUUGAAUCAGAGCGUAUCACAUCACUUGGUGUAGAGUCCACAAAGGCAAAUAACGCAUUUGUUGCUCAAGCAUGCACCAAAUCUCGUUAUCAGAUGAAAUGUGAAAAGAAUCCAUUCCCCAAUACCCAACCACGUAUGUACCGCUAUCGUCGCUAUGUUAUGCACGGUGAUUCAGAAGAUCGAUAUGAUUUACUUGUUCGUUGUGAAGUUGAUGCUGUACAGAAUGAUAAGUAUCUUCGUCUCUUUGGUCUUUUGGAGCAAUGCACAGAUGGUGUAAGCAGUGAGUGGCGUAAGACGCUAGACGCUCAAGGUGCGAAGUGGACUUCUGAUGAGUAUCGCAGAAACGCUCAGAAGAUGGCACGAUGGGUUUCCCUCUGUCAUUUGUCUGGUGCAUUAAUGAAAAUUGGUUUUGUUUCUCGUUGUCUUAAGAGUAACGGUACAUUGGAUCCCACAAAGCAUGAAGUGUUGGCCACCCAUACAAAAGACCCUGGUCCUCUCGCAGCACAAUUGGGCAUCAAAAUUGCGAACAUGUGGGCUAUUGCCGACGCCAUCAUUUUGUCGUUCUUGAAGCAACAGGAAUUUAAGGAUGCAGAACUUAUCAAGAAGAGUGGUGAAAACUCAAUUCUGCUGAUUGGACAUACGGGCGAUGAUGAUGAUGACGAUGACGAUGAUGGUGACGACGACGACGACGAUGAUGACGAUGAUGAGGAUGACGAGUAG